AUGGCUGAGGAGGAUGUUUUUGAGACAGGAGAUUUUGGAGGAGAGGGCCGAGUUACCGUUGGCCAUCUAGACAACAAACUCAGCUGUGCGUUUGAGGAUGACGGACUUAUUGGUGCCAGUCUUGAUCUUGCCUCUUCUUCCGCGGCCGCCAGCAGGUUGGGCGUGGCAAUGGAGAUGCCCGACUGGGAUUCCCCGGCUUAA
Puccinia triticina is the source of this 201-nucleotide messenger RNA. RefSeq lists its product as uncharacterized. The record is from RefSeq and is a predicted model, not a curated record. The coding region runs from base 1 to 201 and encodes 66 amino acids. The transcript has 2 exons. Lineage: Eukaryota; Fungi; Basidiomycota; Pucciniomycetes; Pucciniales; Pucciniaceae.